Rubroshorea leprosula is the source of this 1199-nucleotide messenger RNA. Lineage: Eukaryota; Viridiplantae; Streptophyta; Magnoliopsida; Malvales; Dipterocarpaceae. The record is from the annotation of a GenBank genome assembly.
GACCGUCGACCACCAUGUACCGGAUGGCAGCUUCCUGACUCUGGGCUCUUAAGGAUCGUCCAUCUGGUGGAAUACCUGCAAGUUUUGCAAGUUCAACUUCUGUUUCUGCAAAUCAUUUGGCCUCUUUAGUGGGCUGGGGGAUCAGUCCAAGUCUAUACCUCCUCUAGAUUUUCCCCUUCCAGAUGUUUCCCUCCCACCUACAUUGCCUGAUUAUAUUGAGCCUGGUAAAACUAAGAUCAGUGCUCUACCAAAUGGUGUCAAAAUUGUGUCAGAAACAUCAGUGAUUCCUGUAGCUUCAAUAGGGUUGUCUGUUGAUUGUGGUCCAAUAUAUGAGUCACCAAUCACGUUUGGGGCCUCACACCUGCUUGAGCAUAUGGCAUUCAAGAGCACAGCAAACCAUAGCCAUUUACAGGUUGCAAGAGAAGUGGAGGCAAGUGGUGGCAAUGUGGAAACCUCAUUUUCUAGGGAGCAGAUGGGUUACAGAUUGGAUGCUCUGAAGACUUAUGUUCCUGAAAGGGUAGAAUUACUUAUUGACUGUGUGAGGAAUCCAACUUUCUUGGAUUGAGAGGUCAAUGAACAACUUCAGAAGAUGAAAGCUGAAAUGGCUGUAGCUUCUGAAAAUCCUCAAAAUUUGAUUAUGGAGGCAAUUCACUCUGUUGGUUAUUCUGGUGCCUUAGCAAAUCCUCUUUUAGCUCCAGAAUCUACUGUAAAUGGAUUGAAUAGUACAAUUCUGGAGGAAUUUUUUGCUGAAAAUUUUACUUCUCCUUCCUUGGUAUUGGCAACAUCUGGUGUUGAAACUGUUGUCAGUUGCAGGACUACUGUUGUCAGAUCUUCCUAAAAUUCCUCGCCCUGAAGAGCCAAAGUCUGUGUACGAUGGAGGUGAUUAUUGUUGUCAAGCUGGUUCGGGGGAUGCAACUCAUUUUGCUAUUGCAUUUGAACUUCCUGGUGGUUGGCAAAAGGAGAAGGAAGCUAUUUGACUGUCUUCCAGGUUCAGUCUUGCUUUUAUUUAUCAAAUCGACAUGCCUGUUUAUGCCACCCACCUGCCCCCUCCAGUUUCCUUUCUUUCUUUUUUUUCAUGAAAAUUUGUUUAAGAGUGUGUUAUAUCAUGGGUUUCAUGCUUCUGUAUCAUUUCUUUGUGAUUCAUGUUUUCUUUUUCUUUUUCAUUCUUUUUUUCUUUUUUUAACUAUGAUUUCAAGAAA